CCAUGGCCGAUCCCGAGGCGGACGAGCCCUCCUCCAGGCCGGGGAGUCCCAGCCCCGAGGGCCCGGGCUCUGAGGACAGAGCUCUGCUGCACCAGAGGCUGGCCGUCAGGGAGCUGCUGGACACAGAGGCCUCCUACCUGCACCGGCUCCGCCUCUGCGCCUCCGACAUCCGGAGCCGCCUCCAGCAGCUGCCGCCGGGGGACCUGAACGUCCUGUUCUCAAACAUGGAUGAGAUUGUCCAGCUGAACAGCCGAUUUCUUCACGGGCUCCAGGAGGCGGCGUCUGAGGAAGAGGAGCAAGCGCGCCUCGUCGGCCACUUGUUCCUGGACUUCCAGGAGGAGCUCGAGCGCGUCUACAAGGUGUACUGCGCCGGCUAUGAGAAGGCCCUGCUGCUGCUGCAGGAGUACCGGGAGGAGCCGGAGCUGCACCGGGAGAUCCAGCGCAUCAUCGAGGCGGUGGCGCCGCAAGCCGGCCCCUCAGGCCUCAGCUUCUUCCUGGUGAGCCCCGUGCAGAGGAUCACCAAGUACCCGCUGCUGCUGCACAAGAUCCUGGAGAACACGCGCCCCGACGCCGCCGCCCGCCCCGUCCUGCGGAGGGCCGCGGCCGCGCUCGAGGAGGUCAACGCCAACGUCAACGAGCACAAGAUGCGCCAGGAACUGGCCUCCAGGUACACCAAGGUGGAGCAGCUGAGUCUGCGGGAGCGGCUGGCGCGGAUCAACACCCACACCCUGUCCAAGAAGACCACCCGGCUGAGCCAGCUGCUGCGGCAGGGCGCGGGGCUGGCGCCCAGGACGGAGGACCCGGAGUUUGACGAGGUGGAGGAGCGGUUCCAGCGCGUGGCCCUCUGCGUGACCGAGCUGAAGGACAACAUGGCCGCCUACAUGGAUAACCUGGAGGUGCUGGUGGCCUGUGUGCAGUCAUCACUGUGCCGUUACUCUCUGUACCUCUGGUUGGGAAAGAAGCGGGAAGAAACUUCCUGCCUCCCGCUCGCUGAGUAUUCCUACGGGUUAGCCCAGUGUCUUCACUUGCAAAUGCAGCAACAGAAGUUAAAGGAUGAGUUAAGGGCUGACUGA
This is a messenger RNA of Perognathus longimembris pacificus (Pacific pocket mouse), 1073 nucleotides long. RefSeq names its product Rho guanine nucleotide exchange factor 37 (gene Arhgef37). The record is from RefSeq and is a predicted model, not a curated record. Lineage: Eukaryota; Metazoa; Chordata; Mammalia; Rodentia; Heteromyidae. The transcript is spliced from 7 exons. Bases 3 to 1073 code for a protein of 356 amino acids. Gene Ontology annotation, molecular function: guanyl-nucleotide exchange factor activity.